Aureobasidium vineae is the source of this 957-nucleotide messenger RNA. NCBI's taxonomy places the organism in Eukaryota, Fungi, Ascomycota, Dothideomycetes, Dothideales, Saccotheciaceae. The record is from the annotation of a GenBank genome assembly.
AUGUCGAAUUCACACCAACUCCCACCUCCGGCGAGCGCAAAGCCCAAACGCCGGUUCUUUGAUCCAUGGAACUCGUCGUCAACCGGCCAUCAAAGGGCAGACAACAGCCUUGCAGGAAGCACGAGCUGGCGCGAGUCUCGUAGUCUCAAACUCAGCAACCAGUUUGGCGGAGGGGCUUCUGGUGGCGCUCGCCUCGCAGACACCGUUGGUGCUGGCAGUGAAGACUUUGGCAAAGAUGGCAGGUUGGAGAAUGGAGACUGGGCUAAGGGAGCACCAGGCUUGAGAGGCAGAGGCCAAAUCAGUGUGGUAGAAGCUUUCAGGGUCAAGAAAGUGGGUGUCAAGGACACAGCGAUUGAGAAGGAGAAGGCGGAAUUAGUGGUCAAAGAGGUGGAAGACAAAGAGCUGGAUCUUCUGGAUAUACCGAGUGCUCAACCGGUACGAGAGGGUUCGUCCCAGGAUCAGGAACAGCUGUCAAGUUACGAAGAAAAGCUUCUGCGCGAGAACUCGAGUCCCAACGAGCAGGCGCAAGAAAAGCACAAUCAGGAUACUGCAUCUGCUGCACCAAAAGCUCCCCAGAUCUUUGCCGGCACAUGCAUGUACAUCAAUGGCAGCACUUUCCCAACUAUUUCCGACCACAAGUUAAAACACCUACUCGUAACCCACGGCGCUCGUCUCAGCAUUCACCUCGGCCGCCGCUCAGUCACCCACGUAAUUCUCGGUCGUCCCAAUGCCUCCACAAUUCCAGGUGCUGGUGGUGGUCUUUCAGCCUCGAAGAUGCAGAAAGAGAUAGCCAAGAUAGGAGGCAAGAACGUCAAGUUUGUUACUGCUGAGUGGGCUAUGGAGAGUGUAGCCAAUGGCAAGAGAGCUCCCGAGCAAAGGUUUGAGGCUGUAAGGUUGGCCCUGAAGGGAACAGGCAGAGUUGAGGAGAUGUUUGCGAAAGCUGCGAAGAAGGGAUGA